This is a messenger RNA of Brassica oleracea var. oleracea, 708 nucleotides long. RefSeq lists its product as uncharacterized. Lineage: Eukaryota; Viridiplantae; Streptophyta; Magnoliopsida; Brassicales; Brassicaceae. The coding region runs from base 1 to 708 and encodes 235 amino acids. The transcript has 2 exons. The record is from RefSeq and is a predicted model, not a curated record.
AUGGUAUCCAACAGCUUCCCAACUGCUGAACACAGCGUCAUGAUGGUUUCAGAGGAAGUAAGUGCAAUAAUCCAAGGCGAAACCCCGAUCAAAAUACCUGAUCCGGGGAGUUUUGUUCUAGAUUACAACAUACAAGACAAGAGUUUUCCUCGAUCCCUUUGUGACCUAGGAUCCAGCGUGAAUCUCAUGCCACACUCAGUCGCGAUAUCCCUCGGAUACGACGAGUUCAAACCCACCAAAAUAACUUUGGUUCUUGCUGAUAGAUCCGUUAGAGUACCUGAGGGAGUACUAGAUGACGUACCGAUAAGAAUUAACGACUGUCACGUACCAACGGAUUUCAUUGUGUUGAAAUACCAGAAUGAACCAAAAGAUCCCCUCAUCUUAGUUAGACCAUUUCUAGCUACCGCUGGUGCAAUCAUCGACGUCAAGGAAGGUCGGAUAUGUUUAAACAUUGGAAACAUUCCAAUGACCUUCGAUAUGGAAAAACUGAUAAAACGACCCUUAGUCGACAAACAAACCUCUUACGCGGACGAUAUCUCUGAGUUGGUUGAAGAAUCCUUCAUAGACCUAUGCUCAGAUGACCCCCUGGAAAAAGCGCUCACAUCUACCGAAGAGGAAUCUUCCUUUCGAAAUCAUAUGAAAGUCUACAUCGGGAAGUGCACGCAGUCGGACAAGGUUAAAAGAGCAGACCUUGGUACGCUGAUAUAG